UAUUGAGGAAAGGGAAUUGAUUUUUAUUUAGAAUGUUCAGUUGGUCACCAGAAGCGACAUUUGACUUGAUCGAUGCUGCUAAGCAGGUUAAGCUGGUUGAGAAAAGCGACAGCACUGCGGUUAGAAAUGUUGUUGUGAUGAAGGAGGUGGCGAGAAUGCUAGUGGAGAAGGGAUAUCGCGAUAUGGACGUUGUUACUGUGAAGAACAAGUGGAAGCGAUUAAAGGCAAAAUAUAAUCAUAUCAGAACAAAAACGUCACAAUCUGGAGAAAGUUCUAGGUCUGCGUUGAAUUGGCCAUAUUUUAGGGCCAUGCAUGAGCUUCUUGGCUCCAGACCAAGAGUGCAGGCCUUGGCCUCCAUGAUUGGUGUUGAUACCAGCGAGCCGUCAAUCAUGCGAGACCAUAGUUUCGACGAAACCAUCGCUCAGUUUGUGGCUGAAAUAGAGGUUGACAAUCCAGAUAGCAGUCUCCUGCAAGAAGAGUCGGAGGGCGAGUUGCAACAGGACCUGCCGCAAGUUGAUGAAAGUGUCAGCCAUGCUCCACCAACUUCAAGCCAGCGAGGCAGGAGGAGACAGAGUAGUAGAGAAAAUUAUGAUUCCAGAACUGAAGCUCUGUUGAGAGUAUUUAGGGAAGAAUCUGAAAAGGAUAGGCUUGCCUUUGCAUCAGCUUUGGAGAAUUUGACAAAUAAAAUAUUGGAGAAACUGUAAUAAUUAUGAAUUAUUUAUUCAACUAUAACAAGGAAAAAUUGAACAGAAAUUAACAAAUGAACAAAAUUUAAAAAAAAUAACAAAUUAGUCACACACGUCCAUAGAGUUCAAAAAGGUAGUCGGCAAUGACCCCUUGGGCGUUAUUAUUAGCCCCUUCAUUUCGGA
Messenger RNA from Styela clava, 869 nucleotides. The record is from RefSeq and is a predicted model, not a curated record. NCBI's taxonomy places the organism in Eukaryota, Metazoa, Chordata, Ascidiacea, Stolidobranchia, Styelidae.